Molecule: messenger RNA, 1052 nt
Organism: Drosophila gunungcola (fruit fly)
Lineage: Eukaryota; Metazoa; Arthropoda; Insecta; Diptera; Drosophilidae
Gene: Tctp
Product: translationally-controlled tumor protein homolog
Exons: 1
Coding region: 144-662 (172 amino acids)
Cellular component (GO): cytoplasm
Molecular function (GO): calcium ion binding
Source: RefSeq, a predicted model, not a curated record
UUUUUUCUCGCUCAUUCUUUUUGCUGUUCGAGUGAGCGCGUGGCAAGUCGUUUCGCUGUGUUCCCGGUCCGGUGCUGUUGUAGUUGCAUUUUCGCCAGCGAUUUAGACGCCAUCUUCCGACUCCCAAAGACCCACCAAUCACCAUGAAGAUCUACAAGGACAUCAUCACCGGCGACGAGAUGUUCGCCGACACCUACAAGAUGAAGUUGGUGGACGACGUGAUCUAUGAGGUGUAUGGCAAGCUGAUCACCCGUAGUGGCGAUGAUAUCAAGCUGGCAGGCGCCAACGCCUCUGCGGAGGAGCCUGACGAGGGUACCGAAAUCUCCUCGGAGACCGGAGUGGAUGUGGUGAUGAACCACCGCCUGUCGGAGUGCUUCGCCUUUGGCGACAAGAAAUCUUACACCGUGUACCUAAAGGAGUACAUGAAGAAGGUGCUGGGCAAGCUGGAGGAGAACUCGCCCGACCAGGUCGACGUCUUCAAGACUAACAUGAACAAGGCCAUGAAGGACAUCCUCGGCCGCUUCAAGGAGCUGCAGUUCUUCACCGGUGAAUCGAUGGACUGCGAUGGCAUGGUGGCCCUUGUGGAAUACCGCGAAAUCGAUGGCAAGAGCGUGCCCGUGCUCAUGUUCUUCAAGCACGGCCUUGAGGAGGAGAAAUGCUAGAAUGGAUCGUAAUCCCAUCCCCCCGGAACACACUAUACUCAUGCAUACCUUCUACAUAUAUUUAUCAGAAGCUUAGUUACAAUUUUGAAAGUCUUAAAUUUAUGUUAAACGCUGACGAAAAGCCUGUCCCUCGACCUGUGCGAUUUUAUUUUUGAUUUCUUUCGGCCGUCGCUCUCAUAAAUUCGAUUCAAUGUAUGUUUAUUGUUUAACCCCACACCGAGCUAAACAACUGAAUUGCGCCAACAACUAUUGUAAUUAAAAUAAUAUUUUGAUAGCAACAACUUAAAUUUUUGUAUGCAUUUUCGCUUAAAACCCAUUUAUAGAAAAAAAAAAUUCCUUCAAUUGGGAACACCAGUACUGAAUUAAACGGAAACCAUAUACAACUGUAAA